AUGCGAGCAGUUCGUGAAGAGGCUGAACAUCAAGAGCGCGAGCGCGAGCGCAUGACUAUGUCUACACGACGUAGGCGAGAGGCUGAGAGAACUGCUGAAGCCAGAUCAUCGGUUCCACAUCCCGAUGUUGGGUCUUCUCGUGCUAUGGAGGAGGAGGAGGAGGAUGUUGUGGACCCCGUUCACGAGACUGAGGUUGUAGCUCAUGGAGGUCGUGGAGGCCGAGGACGGGGUCGUGGUGGUCGUGGUGGUCGAGCUCAUACUCGAGUCAAUCCGGAUGCGCUAAAUGGUCCAUUUUGCGGUGACCCGCGGGAUCCGUCUUUGAUUCCGAGUUUCAAGUCGCACGUAGCGGCAUAUAUUUGGAAGGGAGAUGAACGUCCGAUUGGACGAGUUGAGUCCCUUAUCAACUCCCUGAACCAAUUCAACUACGAGAUGAUAGCAGCUGCCCUAGAAGACAUAGAUGUAUCCGUAGACAAGCAUUUUCUGCGGAUGACCGCCAGAGACAAACAGCUUCCAUAUGCCGUGGGAGAGAUAACUAUCACUCUCCACGAUGUCCAGAUGAUUUUAGGUGCCAAUGUGGAGGGACGGGUGGUCGCGCUUAGGUACGACGAGGUCAUCGAGCGGACAAACUGCGUGUAUUUGCUGUCCGAUGUGUUAAACCUCGAGUUUGAGAAGAUUGACGAGUCAUGGAAGCAUAGGGGCCCCACAUCGAGGAUGAUACAGGGACAGUUGUUGAUGCCCGAUACGACCAUGAGACGCCGAGUUCAGAUAUACCUGGUGUUUCUCCUCGGAUCGAUUUUAUUCCCCGACAACAUAUAUGAUCGGGUGAAGCCGUGGUAUAUGCACGUGCUCCAGGAUUCAGUGCUUGAUGAGGUCGGCACGUAUUCGUGGGGUUCGGCCUAUUUGGCCAAUCUAUACAGGGAGUUGGGUAUAUGCAGCCGAGCACAGUCGAGGAGCUUGGCGGGUUGCACCACCCUUCUUCAGUGCUGGAUAUACGAGUAUUUCCCGAGAUUCCUGCCGCCGGAGGAGAGCGAGCGCUACUGCGAGUUUCAACCUCGAUGCUAG
Erythranthe guttata (spotted monkey flower) is the source of this 1062-nucleotide messenger RNA. The record is from RefSeq and is a predicted model, not a curated record. NCBI's taxonomy places the organism in Eukaryota, Viridiplantae, Streptophyta, Magnoliopsida, Lamiales, Phrymaceae.